UUCCCUGGCAAUAACCAGAAAGAAGCGAUGGAGGUAACUGGAUAGUUGCCUUUGGAGGGGAGAACAUUUUUAACCUGCAAGUGACCUUGCCGUUCUGAGAAAGGGAAAUGCAGUUAGAUCUGCCGAGCGGUUAGUGAGAACAGCAGCCUGCCCGUUCAGCUCCACGCAUGGUGAUCGAUGGAGAAGACCCUGCCCUGCCUGCCUUUGUAUGAGGAAGAAGCAUCAGGGCUGGACGUGCGACUCCACAGGAAUCAUGGUGUCAUGGAAAGGGAUUUACUUCAUACUUACUCUGUUUUGGGGAAGCUUUUUUGGAAGCAUCUUCAUGAUCGGUCCCUUUUUACCUCUGAUGGUUGUGAACCCAUCCUGGUAUCGCUGGAUCAACAACCGCCUCGUGGCAACCUGGCUCACGCUUCCCAUGGCAUUGCUGGAGACCAUAUUUGGUGUAAAAGUGACUAUAACAGGUGACGCGUUUAUUCCUGGAGAAAGAAGUGUCAUUAUCAUGAACCAUCGGACGAGAAUGGACUGGAUGUUCCUGUGGAACUGUCUGGUGAGGUAUAGCUACCUCAGGCUGGAGAAAGUGUGUCUCAAAGCCAGUCUCAAAAGUGUCCCUGGAUUUGGUUGGGCCAUGCAGGCUGCUGCCUAUAUCUUCAUUCACAGGAAAUGGAAGGAUGACAAGAGCCACUUUGAAGACAUGAUCGAUUACUUCUGUGACAUCCGUGAACCACUUCAACUCCUCAUAUUCCCAGAAGGGACUGAUCUCACGGAAAACAGCAAGGCUCGGAGUAAUGAUUUUGCUGAAAAGAAUGGACUUCAGAAAUAUGAGUAUGUCUUACAUCCAAGAACUACAGGCUUUACUUUUGUGGUAGAUCGUCUAAGAGAAGGCAGGAACCUCGAUGCCGUGCACGACAUCACGGUGGCCUACCCGCACAACAUCCCUCAGACGGAGAGGCACCUGCUGCAAGGGGACUUCCCCAGGGAGAUCCACUUCCACAUCCGCCGCUACCCUGUGGACACCCUGCCCGCGGCCAAGGAGGACCUGGAGGUCUGGUGCCACCAGCGGUGGGAGGAGAAGGAGGAGAGGCUGCGCUCCUUCUACCAAGGGGAGAAGGACUUUUACUUCACUGGACAGACCGUGAUUCCACCUUGCAAGUCUGAGCCCAGGGUCCUUGUGGUCAAAUGUCUCUCUAUCCUGUACUGGACCCUGUUCAGCCCUGCAAUGUGCCUCCUCAUCUAUCUGUACAGUUUUGUUCGGUGGUAUUUUGUCAUCACCAUUGUCAUCUUCGUGCUGCAAGAGAGAAUUUUUGGUGGACUGGAGAUCAUCGAACUUGCGUGUUACCGUCUUUUACACAAACAGUCACAGUUAAAUGCAAAUAAGGAUGAGUAAGAUCAGGUUCGCAGCGUGACAAGCUAGGGAGUACUUGGGAAGUGUAAGCCUUUGUAAACCAAGAUGGGUUUUUGCAUGACUACAUCAAAUAUUUCUUACUACCAUCAUUAUUUGUUAAAGAUAUUUUGCACUUAGUUUUGUGGGAAAAUACUGCUACACACGUUUUUUCCCUUAAAUCUCUUAAUGUAAUUUCAAUACGCAUAGCGGGGAGCAAUCGCUAUGACAUAAGUCGGGCCAGAGUAUUCUUAAACAAUCACCAGGCCGUUCACAGACGAGGCACACACAAGAUUUUCCCAGGGGCUCCAUCCCGUUUCCUCACCAACACCCAGCCCAGAGGCAGGUCUGGGCUCUGAGCACCAGCCCAGCUCAGAUGCUGGUGCUAGGCUGUCCGAGGCCAGGGUGAAGGCCCUCCUCCUGCGCCCUGGCCCCCUCAGCUCCGCCAUGCCAGUCAAACCAUCGCAUCCUUCCUUAAGACCAGAAACCAGACAUCUCUUGUCCUUAAACUGACUGAACGUUUUGACAGGAAGUCCACCUGUGCCCUGUUCUCACAUGAAAAAUGAGACCUGGACAUGUCUCGGGGCAGCCACGGGCUCCCACUUGGAAACCUUAGUUUGAACUUUUACAGGUAGGAAAUUAAUACAUUCUAGUUCUUCUACUUAAUCUCGCAUGCCUAGUGCUGGUGUCUUUAGGGCGUGUGGGCAGGUGUAGCCCCUUCUCUGUUAAAAACAGUAAAAACCACUUAACAUUUUUAAAGGAAAGCAUGGAACAUUCUGUUAUUGCAGUCAGAAACCCUCCUUUGAAGUUGUGUCUUUUGAAAUACUUCUGUGAAACCCGCCCGAGAAGGGAGGUGAAUAUGUUUUCUACGCGCGCGGUGCUCUCACUCCCACCGUGAAGGCGGCAACAGCCAAGCAGCAGCUCACCCUGGCCAGACCGCCCUUGCAGCCUCUGCAGUGUCCCCGUCCCUGCCCCCCCCCCAAGUAAACUGAUGUAAAAGCGGGUCCUUCUUUUCUAACAACAGGGCGCGAGUCUCACUGUUAGCCCCAGGCUUCCUCCUUCAAUAGUAAAAUUUAAACAUUUCCAACCAGUAGUUCACCUACAUGUUCCUGUUAGUUGGAGUCAGUGGAAAACCCAGCAAACCAACAGCACCGACCUCCUGCUGAGGCCCAGAAACCGGGGUCAGUUCCACCCUGCUGGGGGCCCCCCCGCACUGCUUUCUCGGUGACAGUAAUGAGGAUGCUGGUCAGAGCAGCAGAAAAUCCGAGGCCUUUAAAAGUCUUAGCUGUUAGCAAACUUGCCGGCGGUACCCCCACCUCACCCAGCCUCAGAGCCACUUCUGCUUCAUGCAGCGCUUUGGCGUGAACACCUUCCCCUGCGUUACAACUCAUUUUGCUCCACACUGACUUUGACCCCACAGCGAAACGCGCGUUAACAUGAGAGGUAAGCACUUUGUGAGCCAAACUUACCGGGCAGCUUCUUUCAGAAAGUGCUGUUUUCGGCAGUUGCUGUUCACACACGGCCCCUGUUGGAAGAGGACUAACUAGUGCUUCUACGCCCACGCACCAGCACCAGCUCACGGGUAGCUGCGGCCUGCGGGCUGUUUGCAAUCUUGCUGGGAGCUACUAAUCAGUUAUUGGGUACAUCUGCUGCAAACGCAGCUGUAGGACUAUAGGUUUCUUAGGGUGUCUUUUUUAUUUUAAUUUUUUCUGAAUAAAGGAGGUUUGUAAUUUAGGUUUCUCUCGGACCUCCUUUGGUUUUAUUUGGAAACACAGAACUAGUCCUAACACUCGGGAUUGUGUGUCCGGGACACGGGAGGAAAGCCGGGCCCCCGCCCUGCAGGUGUUCACGCUGCAGCCUGCCGCCCUCCCUGCAGCCCCACAGUUCGAGGUCUGUGUCCUCUUUAGCUGUCGGAGCUGGCACAAGGGAAAGCCUUUUCUUUUUAAAAAUGUUUUUUGACCAUGACAAACAUGUUUAAGAUAAAAUGCAAACUUUUUUUUACCUACCCCAAAUUCAUAAGCAGUGAUACUGGGGAAUAGAGAGAGCAUGUACUUCCUUAUAAGAAUUAGAAAUAAUGUCAAAAAGAAAAAAGAGUUGCUUAUAUGUUUUCCUACACGUGUACUUAUUUUUAAAAAACUGAAAGAAAUAAUGCAGUUCAUGAUGUGAAAGCUAUCUAAAGUCGAUAGGAAAAUAGCGGAAUUAAGUUAGCUUCAGCGUGGUCAUGGGCCUCGGCAGAGACCCCUCCAUACCUUCCUGGGCCACCGCUGCAGAAUCAGCAGGCGCGGGACACACACUCGACUCCCAUCAGGCCUUGGAAGGUCAGCUCAUUGCCCUGCGUGCGCCUGCUAAAUCUUGACCACGCAGGGACGUUUUAGAUACAGCGAGUGUGGUGGAUGUAGGACCAGAACCCCCUUACACUGAAAACAGGGCCCCGCGAGGAAGGGCACCAGACAUCUCUGAUGAAACAAGCCCCGGGGACCUGGAGAUUCGGUAGGAGAACAAACACGGUAAAAGACUAACUAGAGAAACAUGUGAUAGAGCCUCUAAUGUAAAACCCCUGCGAAAACCCUUCCCUGUUUGUUACACGGUUAAAACACAGAUGGGGGAAAUAGCAGCCUCCUCCCGAGUCACUGGGAAAUUGGUUCCUUCCGUAGCACCUCGCCAGAAGCUGCACGUGGGAGCCGAGCCCGGACUGCGCGCGCACGCCCGCACGACCACCACGCCCGCACGCUUCCAAUAGAGACUAAGUGGAGGGAACUUGAUGGUGUUCAAUUGUUUACAUUUCUUUAUAUAAAUAAUGCGCUUUCAGUGCCUUAGUUACAGGUCCCUUUCUUUUACUUGUUCCAAGAAUUCUGCAGCAUGUUUCUUAGGUAGAAGUCUCCUUGCUGCCCAUGGGGAGCAGCUCAUGGAUCGCCGGGCACUGCGGUAAACACCACUUUUGAUGCCAUUCGGAGAGGGGAGCACGGUGCUGAGGCAGCGGCCGCCUGAGCGCCAUUAGGUGUGCUGUCGAGAAUGCACGGGGUCUCAUCACCGGGGGUGGGGGGGCCUCAGACUGGAUAUGGCUGUGAAGUGGUCUGUGCCCAUCUUACAUUUUUACUUCGGAAGAGAAUCUUAGUUUUGGUAAUUUGUCUUUUAAAGGAUCAUUAUGUGCAAAACACCAAAUUUUAAAAAUAACUCACAGAAUGGCCUUAGUUUUCGGUGUCCACUGGUACGUUUGUGAGUUGUGCUAUCUGUAAUGUAAACCUCAGAAUAAAGUGGAGCCAACUGAA
Artibeus jamaicensis (Jamaican fruit-eating bat) is the source of this 4647-nucleotide messenger RNA. RefSeq names its product lysocardiolipin acyltransferase 1 (gene LCLAT1). Gene Ontology annotation, cellular component: endomembrane system. Gene Ontology annotation, molecular function: acyltransferase activity. The record is from RefSeq and is a predicted model, not a curated record. NCBI's taxonomy places the organism in Eukaryota, Metazoa, Chordata, Mammalia, Chiroptera, Phyllostomidae. The transcript has 6 exons. The coding region runs from base 209 to 1384 and encodes 391 amino acids.